Molecule: messenger RNA, 3718 nt
Organism: Lineus longissimus
Lineage: Eukaryota; Metazoa; Nemertea; Pilidiophora; Heteronemertea; Lineidae
Product: homer protein homolog 2-like
Exons: 9
Coding region: 92-1411 (439 amino acids)
Biological process (GO): G protein-coupled glutamate receptor signaling pathway; regulation of store-operated calcium entry
Cellular component (GO): plasma membrane; cytoplasm
Molecular function (GO): G protein-coupled glutamate receptor binding
Source: RefSeq, a predicted model, not a curated record
CCCAACUACAACAAAUCUUGAGUUAAGAGGGUCAUGAGCUCAUCUAAAGCGUGAUUUAUAUGUGAAUUUGGGAAAAGGAUUAAAAACCAACAUGGGGGAGCAGCCAAUCUACACAACAAAGGCCCAUGUUUUCCAAAUCGACCCCAAAACGAAGAAGAACUGGUUACCAACCAGUAGUGCAGCAGUCAACGUCAGCUAUUACUUUGACAGUCAGAGGAACUCAUAUAGAAUUAUCAGCGUCGAAGGAUCAAAGCCCGUCAUCAACAGCACUAUCACCCCAAACAUGACAUUCACCAAAACAUCACAGAAGUUUGGCCAGUGGACAGACGCCAGGGCUAAUACAGUGUAUGGGCUUGGAUUUGGCUCAGAAGCAGACUUAACACAGUUUGUGGAGAAAUUCAAAGAAAUGAAGGAGUUGACAAAAAAGGAUAAAGACACUGUGAGUCUUGACAAGGUGCAUAAUAAUAACGAAAGCAGUACCGACCAAGGACCCAACCUGGACCCAGGUGUGGAGGACAGUGGCUCAGCGAGUGAAUUACCAAAUGAUGUUGGUAGUUCAGUGAGCAACAAUGAACGACAAAGCCUUGGCUUAAUCAGCAACCAUGAGCAACAGAGUAGUACUGGUUCUGUAAACCAUGAACGCCAGAGCAGUGCAAGUUCUGUAAACCAUGAACGCCAGAGCAGUGCUAGUUCUGUGAACCAUGAACGCCAGAGCAGUGCUAGUUCUGUGAACCAUGAACGCCAGAGCAGUGCUAGUUCUGUAAACCAUGAACGGCAAAGUUCCACAUCCAGUCUUCCAACUAGCCAAUCCACUGAAGCACAACUCAAAUAUGAAAAUGAUAGACUCAAAUUAGCACUUGCACAAAGUUCGACGAAUGCAAAGAAGUGGGAGAUAGAGUUACAAACGUUAAAGAACAACAACAGUCGUCUGACGACGGCACUUCAGGAGAGUACUGCCAAUGUGGAGGAAUGGAAGAAACAGUUAGCCGGUUACAAGGAGGAAUGUGCUAAACUUAAGAAGAAGGCGUCGGACCUCGAACAUCACAAAGUGGACGCGAGUCACGUGAAGCUGACAGAGCGGAAACUCUCUGAAAUGACGGACAAAGUACAGUUAAUGGAACGAGAGAAGAGGAGAAAAGAUGAGGAAAUCGAGGAACUCAGGGCAAAAGUAGACGAAUUAGAGCCAUAUGAAAAGCAGAGCAAAAUAUUGUUGGAACGAAUAGAGAAAUUUGAAAAAGAAAGUGAAACGUUAAAAAGUCAGGUGACCGAGUUAAAGGAGGAGAAGAAGGAGUCUUUGGCAGCGCACAAGAAAAGUAAACAAGAACUGCUGCAGGUUCAAAAACAAAUGGGAGGGAAAUUGAAAGAAAUUCACGAACUUCAGGACAGGUUAGCUGUCAUGUUACAGUCUUGAUAAUGUUGAAACGUCACGCUUUAUCUUCCCGUCCUUGUUUCCUGUCGUUGCGGGUAUCAUCUGUGCAAACAAUAGAGAUUCACAAACAAUACUGUGUUAUAGCGUGCUGUGGGUGUCAUGGGUGCACCGGUUAGGCUACACUCUCCCUUGGCACAACCCAGAAUUGAAACUAUUCAUUUCCCUUCACACAACUUGGCUACACUCUCCCUUGGCACAACCCAGAAUUGAAACUAUUCAUUUCCCUUCACACAAUUUGGCUACACUCUCCCUUGGCACAACCCAGAAUUGAAACUAUUCAUUUCCCUUCACACAAUUUGGCUACACUUCUCCCUUGGCACAACCCAGAAUUGAAACUAUUCAUUUCCCUUCACACAAUUUGGCUAUACUCUCCCUUGGCACAACCCAGAAUUGAAACUAUUCAUUUCCCUUCACACAUUUUGGCUACACUCUCCCUUGGCACAACCCAGAAUUGAAACUAUUCAUUUCCCUUCACACAAUUUGGCUACACUCUCCCUUGGCACAACCCAGAAUUGAAACUAUUCAUUUCCCUUCACACAAUUUGGCUACACUCUCCCUUGGCACAACCCAGAAUUGAAACUAUUCAUUUCCCUUCACUCUAUUCAUUUCCCUUCACAGACGGAAUCCCUCUGAACUGGCAUAUGGUGCCUUGAUCUGUGACUUUGGUCUUCAACAUUGCUUGAACCAUAAAGACACAUAACAAUGUAGAACUGCUGUGAGGUUGUAUUGUUGAUAAUGUGUUAAGUGUUCAUAUGGCACUCUGUAGGAAGUUUCAAUGAAAUCCCUUGAGAUCGUUAUGUAGUGAUGGGUUACGCCGGAUCUCAAAAGUUGAUAUUGUCAAAAAGAUUAAAUGUGUUAUGAUAUGGACCUUAACUGUCUCUAGCACUGCACUGCAGCCAAUGGCAUAGGGGCCUGACUCUGCUAGGUGGCCAGUGAGUCUUGUACAUUUUCAAGCCUCAUAUGGAGUUAACGUCAAGUUAAUGACUAAUUCAUUUUGAGCAAGUUGGGCCAGAAGUUAAACAAAAGUCAUUAAUUCUAUAUCUGCAUUUAUAUCAUAAAAUCAAAAUGUGUUGAAAGUUUUGUCACGAGAAGAACUUUCUUGGUCACCCAAGACACAGUUCAAUCAAAGUUUGCAUAUCUCUGUACUUUAUCUAUACACUUAUGAAAGCUACUUACUCUUUAUUUAUACUGUGUUAUACCUAAAUCAUUCCAAUGUCAGAGAGGAACUAGACAGACAAACUACUGCUCCGAUCACUAAUGUAUAGCUGUGCAGCUGUGGUUCUGAAAUUCACCACAAAAUGUACACAAACUGCUUGUGUACACUUUUCGGUGUACAUGUAUUUCUAUAGCACCUCCAUCACAGAAACUCUGUUUAUCACUGUAUUGAUGAGUGACGGCUGCAGUAAUUUGUUGUAUAUGUGCCCCUCCUUUAAACAUUCUAUAUUUUCUGAUUUUGUUGACUCACAUUUUUUCGUUAAACACUAUUGUUAUGUUUAGAAAUCAUUCCAAUCAUUUCAAGCGAACACUCCUAUUGAGUUUCUUGUUCUGUUUAAUGCUACUGGUUCUCCAGUUUUCACGUUGACAUUCCUUCAUCUUUUUGAUUCAUUCAAAUUACAUGUACGUCUUUCUGAUUAUCAUUCUAACACGCCCUGGUUGCGAUGUAGCAUUGUUUUCAAUGCAAAUGCAUUAGACCAUGUUUUGAUCCAGUAAUCGUAUGGGAUUGUUACAAAUUUUAGAAGCAGUCAAAAUUGCCAUUAAAAGCACAUUACAUUACCUUUCAAUGUUGUUUACCCGAACUGUCAUGAUUCAUGAAACAAAUGAUGCCACUAUGUCUACUUUUUCACAUCUUCUUACUUAAAACCAAAAUUUAUAUUUAAUCUGAUUCUUUAUAAUGUGCUUGUACAGUUAUACCAAAAUGAGCGAAUAUUCCUAUUACCUUGUUGUUUUUUCUGAGGUAGGAAGGAGAGGACACACCUGUAGUGCAGGGGUCCGCUAGUGUGAUGAAAGAUGUUAGGACUUUCCAGGCAGACAUCGUUGUUAUGAUGUAUGUAAUUAAGAGAAGUGGUGUCGGUCAUUAGGUCAGUAACUGUUGCCAAAAGCGAAAUUAUCUGAAGUCUUAUGAAGCUUUUGUUAUCAUGAACUGUGGUACAUAUACAUUAUCAUGUUGAUCAUGUAAAUACAACCAGUGAUUUUGAACAAAUUUGUAAGAUAUCGUGUACAUUGUAUAAAAUUUUCCUUUUUUUCCAAUUUUAUUAUGGAAAUGUUGGCUGCGGAAUAAAUUGCUACAUU